AUGGAGAAGGCAAAAGAUGGAUCCGAGAACAUGAACAACAACAACAACAAGAAUCGAAUCCAAGUUUCCAACAUGAAGCGACCUCUCUUCUUUUACGUCAAUCUUGCCAAGAGACAAAUGCAGCAGCGCAACGAGGUCGAGUUAUCGGGUCUUGGAUUGGCAGUGGCAAAGGUUGUGACGAUCGUGGAGAUCCUCAAGAGCAAAGGGUUUGCUACGGAGAAGAAAAUCAUGACUUCAACUGUGGAUAUGGAGCAAGGGAUGGGAGCACGACCCAUUCAAAAGGCCAAGGUUACUAACGCCGUUCAUCCCAAAAAAACUCACAACUCGGUUUAG
Molecule: messenger RNA, 333 nt
Organism: Tarenaya hassleriana
Lineage: Eukaryota; Viridiplantae; Streptophyta; Magnoliopsida; Brassicales; Cleomaceae
Exons: 4
Coding region: 1-333 (110 amino acids)
Cellular component (GO): nucleus
Molecular function (GO): RNA binding
Source: RefSeq, a predicted model, not a curated record